CGCUGAACAUGAAGUGGUAUGAAAAAAGUCUCACAGAGGCUAUCCAUACUUUAGUAGGUCAAGAUGACUAACUAAACUUCAGGAAUGGUCAGAGCUUAUUACUGACAUCGAAAAACACAUAUAUGCUAAUAAACCAAAUGCUAAUCUUUUUGGAAUGACUGCAGAUGAAAUAAGCAUGCUGAUAGCCAAUUUUUCAGAAUCAGCAUCUCCAGAUACGAGUUUUGGUCCUAGUACUUGUAAUCAAGAUUUUUGGUUGCAAACUUUAUAAAUUUCAUUCAUGAUUGCUAUGACACUAAACAACCAAUAAAGGGAAAUACGUUCGAAUAUCUAUUUUUCGCCUGUCCGAAGGUAAAAAGAAGGAUUUUCUACUUUUGUUUCGCUCUGUAUUUCUAAUGUCACUGAAUUACCUAUAUUUCGUCCAAAUAUACGUACGUAUUAGUAGUAAAUAUCAUGCUAUGCUAGUCAAACUAAAUCAAAUACUUACUAAGAAUUUAUAUGAUUCAGUUGAGCGUUACAUGACAUUAAAGCAGCCUACAACAUUGCCAAACAUAGAAACUCAUGGAGAAGCUUUCUUGUGGAAGCAAUGGGAUCAAGAACAUUCAGAUCGAUACUUUAAACUAACCCCAAGUGCAUAUCCAAGUAAAUCUGAUUUUAUUACAAUGGAAGCGAAUGAAGCGUUAAUUGGAUUAUUUGAAAAACAUACAGAAUUUUUGAAUAAACUUUCUUCUCGUUAUUUUAAUCAAGCAUUUCAUAGCUCUCAUAUUCGAAGGAAAUUAUGGAGUAUUAUAUUAUUAUCCAGAUGUAAAUCUCAAAAAACAAAACUUGAACAAAUAAUUCAAAGGUUUUCACCUGAUCAAGAUGAACAUAUUCUGGUAGAAUGUAGAAAUUUUUUAAACUCUUGUGUUUCUAUGUCUUCUAUUAAAGAUUCAGUUGGUUGUUUAUAUGCAAUGAAUUAUUUAUUAAAGUUUUAUCAGAAGAUAAUGAAUAUAAAUGAAAAUGUGAAGUAUCAUCAAUAUAUCAAAAUUGUUUCUAUAUUAGUUUUGGUGAUGAAAGAUUAUUUAUCAAAAAAUCAACCUCCAAAUAUAGAAACUAUUGGAGUAUUAACUCAAGAAUUCUUUGUAUUACUAUCAUCGUUACCAUCAUUUAUAACACAAUUGCCAACAAUUUGGUUUACUCGUCAAUCUUUACAGAAAAUAAUACAAAAUGAAAAUUAUAGAAUAAAUGGCAUAUCUGAAAUCAAUAAUAAUAAUAUUAAAUUUAGUCAGAAUGUUUUGAAACAGUUACGAUAUAUUGAUGGUAAUAUAGCCUCUUCUGUUGUGAAACAAGUUUUGUUUGUCAAAGAUAUUAAUAUCAUAUCGAAUAUGACAAAUGAAGAAGAUAUUUAUUCAGAAAUCUUCUAUACAUUUAUUGAACCAAUUAUUCAAUCUGUUUUCAUUGGUUAUUUAUCUCAGUCUACAUUAUUAUAUAUAUGGGAUCAGUUAAUGUUAUGUAUUGUUGGAGCUGAACCGAUUGAAUCAAGUUUAUCAUAUAUUUUAAGUUGUUUCACAGCUAUUUUCAUUUUUCUAUGCUGGAUUAGAAUUCCAAAUCAUUCCAUAUCUGAUAUAAGUCAAUACAAUCAAAUAAAUACAAUUAGUGAACAAAGAGAAAUAAGUAGAAAAGAAAUUAUUUCAUUAAAUGAACAAUUCCUUAUAAUUGGUCCAGAAUUAGAAAAAGAUGAUUUUCAGUUUUUGAUUACGAAAUACUGAAGAUCAUCUAGUGAAAAUGCAAGAUCAGUUAGAUGCUUAUAAAACUAAAUUAAAAGAAGCAUCAGAUGAAAUUUCUCAUAGUAAACGUUUACUUAGCCAAUAUGUAACAAAACAAGAUUACUCACCUAACAAGGUUAAUGAAAUCAGUGAUCAUAAAAUGAAUUCAUCAUUAAGUAAAAUAAAAUGGAAAUCAAAUUUGAAUAAAAUAACACUUUUAAGAAAUGUAGCACAUAAUUUUGGCGCGAAUAUUGAAAAUUCAAAUCCUUUAAAACAAUCACAAGUUAUACAAACUGAAAAUGAUUGAAUUAUUUAAAAAUAUAAAUAAAAUAAUGUUUGAAAUACAGUGACUUUUAGUCAUUUAACCAUUUUAUUUGAUUAUUCUAUUAAAAUCGUUCUAACUUGCUAAUUAUCUUCUUAUCAAUAUGGGAUUGUAGAGAUUAUUAAGUUUUUGAUUGAGAUCAUGAACCGAUUAAUGUUAGACCACCA
Schistosoma spindalis is the source of this 2231-nucleotide messenger RNA. The record is from the annotation of a GenBank genome assembly. NCBI's taxonomy places the organism in Eukaryota, Metazoa, Platyhelminthes, Trematoda, Strigeidida, Schistosomatidae.